CGGAUCAGAACCUAGAGAACUUACGGAAACCACCAUGCAUGCGUCCAGCUACCAGAAGACGCGUGGCCUUUAGAAAAAAAAGACGUAAGCGGGAGGAGAACAAAGGAAAAACAAGGAACCGACCACAGCAGAGAAAGCGGAGAGGCGAUUAAUUGGCGUACGCGGACAUGGCCAGUACCCAGACCGGUUUGAAAACCCCCUUCAAAGACUUGACCUCGUUCAAGGGCAACAUGAAGAGGCUGUACAGGGAGCGCAUGGAGGACGCGCCCAUCAAGAAGCGCGUCAUGGCCGAGAUCAACCUGAAGAGGCGCGGCUUGGACUCCGUCCCGAAGACUGCCAAGGUGAAGAAGGAGCAGACGGAGGAGCUGAGCCGCGAGGCGGAGUUGGACCUGGAGGCCCGGGGCGACCUGCACCUGGGGGGCUCGGCCAAAGCCCUGGACCUGAGUCCCGGCCUCAAACACACGCUGGCCCAGUUCACCCUCAGCAGCCAGAGCUCCCUCGGCGGCCCCGCUGCGUUCUCGGCACGCACGGGCCACGAGCACUCCCCCGCCGGCAUGCCCCCGCUGUCGUCCCCGCCGGUUCUGGGGGGGGGCCCCCUGCUGGUUCCCUGCGACAGCUCCACCGAACUCACCCACUCCCUGCUGGAGGGCGAGUCCAUCUCCUGCUUCGUCGUCGGCGGCGAGAAGCGCCUCUGCCUGCCCCAGGUGCUGAACUCGGUGCUGCGGGACUUCUCGCUGCAGCAGAUCAACACGGUGUGCGACGAGCUCUACGUCUACUGCUCCCGCUGCGACGCCGAGCAGCUGCACAUCCUCAAGGUGCUGGGCAUCCUGCCGUUCAACGCGCCGUCCUGCGGCCUCAUCACGCUGACGGACGCGCAGCGGCUGUGCAACGCCCUCCUGCGCCCCGGCGCCGCCCUGCCCGCCGACCCCAGCGGCAAGCUGCUGGCCCGGGGCCUGCUGACGGAGAGCGAGGCCAGCUUCCAGGUGGAGCACCAGUGUCUGGGCAAGUGCCAGGGCCUGUUCGUGGCCCAGUUCUACACGCAGCCCGAGGCGCCCUGCAUCCAGUGCGUCGAAUGCCAGCUGCUCUUUUCGCCGCAGAAGUUUGUCAUGCAUUCGCACAAGUCGCCCGAUAAGAGGACCUGCCACUGGGGCUUUGAUUCGGCCAAGUGGCCCUGCUACCUGCAGCUUGCCAGGAAGUACCAGGGGACCCCCGAGGAGUCCAGACUCAAGCAGCUGCUGGAGGAGGUCAAAGAGAAGUUCCACUAUCAGCUGAAGAGCUCCCUCGACAAAAGGUCAGCAGAGGAAGAGGAGACCCAGCUGAGGAAGUCCUCGGUGGAAAUUUGCUCCCCUUCAGACAAGUUAUCAGACGCAGAGCCAACAAGGAAGGGGAAACCAUCGCCACCUGCCCUGGUGUUCAACCAUCUCUUCACAGACAUCAAGGAGGAGCCAGGACACCCCACCCUGGUCCAUCCCAGCUACUACCUGUACACAUACGAUAAGAUGGUGGCCCCCAACGUUUCUCUGAGGCGGGAGGCGGAGAUGAGUCCCGAGAUGCUCGGCGCGCUGCUCAAACAUCACUACGGCCACAGGAUGCUGGGCCACGAGGAGCCACCAGUGGAUCUCCACGCGUCGCCUCCUGCCACAGCCGGCGCCGAGCAGGCCAAAUCCCAGAGCGCCGCCGCCUCGGCCGCCGAGCGGGAAAGCCAAACCCAGGCAGUUUCCAUGGAGACGAUGAUCAGCCCGUGCUGCAAGAAAGCCGCCCACAUCCCCUCCCACACUCCUCCUCCUCCUCCUCCUCCUACCGCGUCUCUCCGCCGGUCUGCGCCGCUGCUGUCGGAAACGGAGCCGGCGUCUAAGGACUCGGCCGUGAGCGCCGCCCCUGCUGCUGCGGCGGCGGCGGCGGCGGCGUUUGGGGGGGCGGAGGACGACAAGGACAGGAUUGUAGUGGAGAUCAUGCAGAUGUACAGCAGGCAGCAGGAGAAGCUCAACUCCACCCUGCAGAAGCAGCUACAGCUGGAGAUGGAGCUGGAGGCGUUGCGCGGCGGUGAGGCGGCGAGGCUACGGGAGCUGAGCGCCGAGCAGCGGGAGCUCCGCAGCGAGCUGGAGGCGGUGCACAGCGAGCAGGCCCGGCGGCUGGGCCAGGCCCGCCAGGAGCAGCUGGAGCUGGAGAGCCGCCUGGAGCAGCUCCGCCAGCAGGCCUGCGCCUGCGAGCCGGGCGCCCAGCGGCAGCAGGAGGCCCACUACACCGCGCAGUUGUCGGAGCUGCGGCAGAGGCUGGAGCAGGCCGAGGCCGAUCGGCAGGAGCUGCAGGAGGAGCUCCACCGGGAGCGGGAGGCGCGGGAGAAGCUGGAGCACACCAUCACUCAGCUCAAGCAGCAGAUGGCUCAGUCCGGCAUGAUGGGAGGCAGCCCGUCUCCUCCUCUCACCCCCUCCACAGGACCCCUGAACGCCCACUCUCCUUCCUGCUCUUCCUCCAUGCCUGAGGCCCCAGCGGCCGGCCUGAAGUAACUGCACCCCCCCCCCCCCUUCCACCCCCUGCUGCCCCGUCACUCGCCAACUCUAAAGAUACAAACAGUUCAGCCUGAAGCUCCACAGGCUCUCCUCCUUCUACCUGUUUUAUAAAAAAAAUAUAACAUUGCAAGAUUUAUGUUUUUUUUUUUUUUUUUUUAUUAUUCCCAGUCCUCUCUUUAAACAGUAUUUAAAGAUUUUUGGGCAUGUAUGUUUGAUUUAAUUUAUAGUUUUUACUGUACUACUAGCUGCUUUAGAGACAGGAGGUUUCAUCACUAUCUAUCCCUGCCGCCGGGGUCGUAGUCGUCGCUGCUCCCCGGCUCCCGGAGCUACAGACCCCCCCCCUCCCCCCCCCCCCCCCCCCCCCCCCCCCCCGCUCCUCGCUGAUGACACUUUAUGCUACUACCUGGCACGGCCGCCGGUACCUACAGACUUUAUACCCAUGAAGCUCAAAUCGUCACGAACCAGCGACCGGAGGAGAACCAGAUGAGACCGGGUCUCUCUACAUAUAUAUAUAUAUAUAAGAAUAUAUAUUUUCUUUUGGACUCCUUAUAAACACAGAUAGAUAUAAACACGUUAAGAUAUUAAGUCUUUAUGGAGGAAAAAAAAAAAAAAGACCUUUACUGUACAAAAACAGCCGUUUUGUCAUCUUCAGAUGUAGAACCUCAUGAAAGUAUGCCAGUAUUGAAGUUGAAGUGGCUGAAUGUGGACCCCCCCCCCCCCCCCCCCCCCCCCCCCCAGCUAUGAAAUAUUCCAGCCUGGAGGGCAGAUUGAUUUCUUCCUCACUCGACCAGGCCGCUUCUCUUCAUCCAGAGUCUAGCAGAGGAGUCGGUCUGGGCGCGGGUCUUUUACCGCUAUUUAAAAAGCUGCUAAGAUUUCCUGUCACACCGUCAGGUACCGUUUAGAGUAGAAGAGGCAAUGAUCGCCCCUCCCCGACUCGUGGCUGCACACUGACAGCCAGCUGGCUGAAAAGUAGGCCGCUACGCUUUUCUUUAAAUAUUUCUGGUUCCACAAAACCAUGAGCGUUCAUAGCCCGACUAAUUAACCAGCUCUGCUGAGCUUGUUAUUCACGAUGAGUUACUCUGCAGACAGCAGAAUGACAGGAAGGUACAAUAUUCUGCGCAAUAAACAUUAAUGCCACUCUUAAGAUUCAUCAAGUCUUUAUUCUAGAUAUUUCCUCAAGCCUAUAUAUCAAAAUAAUAUAACAAUAAAUGAAUGUACAAGUAACGUUAUAGACAGUUUGCCAAUUUGUAUCUAAACCUUUUGCGUCUUCGCGUCUAUCUUUGUUUGUAGUUAAAUAGUUUUAUUAAUCGCAGAGAUUAAUAAUCAAGUAACCUCUCAAAUUUCAGUGUGAAAUAUUUCCUAGGAACUUUGUAUUGCACCCAAUUUCCACCUAUUUUUGUGCCGGUUGACACCCGUUUUCUCUGGCGUUUGUCAAUAUGGCCGACACUGCUCCCUACCCAGGGCAUCACCAGCUGUGUAAAAAGGGGGGCGGUAACUCAAACGGGCAAUUUCGAUAAGCUAAGAACGUACGUUGCAAAUUCUGUUGACGUUGGUAUCAGGACAGCAAUCAUGAAGACGACGUAGCAACGGCUGGGAGAGCCCGUGCUUCGCUGGUCUAGUCAAAGUAAAUCAUAAGUUGAAGGUUCGCCCACUGGAAAUGCAACAGAGUAAAACCCCCUAGUUGAAGCGAAACAACUGAGAAAGUCAAAUAACCCACACGUCUUAAAGCAGACUACGGCAGAGCGGCCUCCUCUUGUUCCAGGAGAGAAAUCCUGCAGCAACGAACUGAAACGACCAGAACUAACUAGUAAUAAUAUCUUCAGCAGCCGCAGUUAUUGUUGAUUUUCUCAUUCAAACACAAGCAGGUAGUUCAUGUUUACGAUUUCUUUUCUCUGCAUGUGGUUGAAAACUUCCCACCUGCCGUGUUUUUUUUACACGCCGCAGCCGCAGACCGAUCUCAUCCCCGCCUGACAACGCAUAGAGGAACCCCCCCCCCACCCACCCACCCCCCCAGCAAACGGUCCCAGCAGAUGAUCAAAGCUGCAGUCUGUCACUGCUCUCCGGGCUUCCUUCUCUUGCUCUGUUCUUUUUAUUUUUUCUACUACAUUGUUAGCAGAAGGUCCCCCCCCCCCCACUCGUCGUCUAGGAAUGCGGGUCGCAGGUGAAAGCUGUCGGUUCAGUCCGUUUUCGGGUCCUUGCACUUAUUCUCCUUGGCUGAACAAACGCUGCGAAGCAGGGGCCGUCCAGAACAUCCAGCUCAUGGCUGGCUGGGUGGCCCCAAGGAGGCCCCCCCCCCCCCUCCUCGUUUCAGGCAGCUGCUGAAAUCUGGGGCCCUUCAGCCGCCCUCUGGUGGACGACCCACAUCCAGAUCGGCUCAGACGAGGAAUCCCAUCAUGCCCAGGCCGAAGCGCCUUUUUUAAUCGCCACUAUGAAAAGAUCCCUGUGAGCGUCUGUGCGAGUGCGUGCGUAAAUAACUGUGUAAUGGGAUCGUCCUCUGUGAAAAUCUGAGCUUCUUCUUUUCUUUUUUUCUUUUUUAUGCAUCUGCUAUUAAUGCAAAUUGAUAAGACAUUCCACUGUGCUCCAUCCUGUUCGAUGCAGAUUUUCCUACACAGCCUCCCUUUACAGAGACUGACCCGAGGGAGAGGAUAAGGGUGCAGGUGGAACAAACUCUACUGUUGUUGCUUUGAAAACAUUUAUUAAGACGAUGAAAGAAAAAAAAAUAUUUAACGUAUUAACAAAAGAUUUAUAUUCACUUUGUAAAUAUAGUAGUCAUUAAUAUAUUAACUGUUCUUAUAUAAAUACUCUUUAAAAGGUUAUAUGGUUUGGACCACAGCUAAAAGGCUUCAGUGGCCAAAAUGUCUUUUGCUUUCUUUUAUUUAAAGAUGGGAAAAAAAAGAGGGUUUUUCCAGAGUGGAUGUGGGGGGAAUGAAGUGCAUGGUUUACUCAGACAUCGAUAGAAAAAAGAAAAUGUAUAAAAAAAAUAAUUAUUUGCUACACAGUUUUGCUCCACUGUCAGAACCGACUCCUGUUUUUUUUUUUUUUUUUAAUGGAUUUUUCUCACAAAGAACAGUUUUGUUUUUUUGCUAUUUUGAACUUUCUCCGUUAACCUAAAUUUAAAAAAAAUAAUGUUCAAGAAGAUCUUUUUAGAGAAAAAAGAAGAAAAAAAACAAAGAAAAAUAAUGUUUGCAUGUUUUGCUGCCCUUAUCGGUUUGUGUCGCCAAGUAAAAAAAAAAAAAAAAAAAAAAAAUCUGUUUUAUUGUUGGAAAUGAAGAAGCAAAAACUGAAGAUUUCCCUCCAGAUUCCUGAAACGGCUCAUCUGCAUGAAUUAUUGAACCUGUGCAAAGUUUCUCCUCCCUAGCGGCUGAUGGGGGCUGGCCAGGAUAUCCAAAAAAUUUGGUCCAACUUAAAUCAAAUGUUUGUUUUUUUCUCCCCUCCCCAACUUUAAAUUGCAUCACCCGUCAGAUGCUAAAUCAGUAUUACUUAUUUUUAAUCCUCAUAUUUGCUGCUGCAGCAGAAAAUAAACCUGAAAUGUUUAUUUUUUUUUCUACUUUCAAAGUAGUUUUGCUUCUUACAAACAAGUCAGUGCCGUUUAGCUUUUAUUUUUUUUCCACACUUGGGUGGAAGAAUCUCCGUCUUUAAGAUGGCAUGCGGGCCUAUUUAAUAUAUAUAUUUUUUUUGGCUUCUUGCUGCAGUUCUGAGCGCUCCCGUGUGUUUUGUACAGGUGUGGAUUUUGCCAAACUGAUGAAAAUAAAAGGGAGGCGCCGGUUCAUAGUCGGGAAGGUGAAAUUUACACGUUAAAGAAACCUAAAUCUGUUGCUUUCCUAUCAGCGCUGUGUGUGUGAGAGAGUGACCAUUGCAUACUAUGUUGCCAAUACUACAGUGUGAUGAGACUUUUUUUUUUCUUUCUUGCAUGAAUUAGAGACACUGUUCUCCUACCUCAUGUUGUGAUAUAAGAUGUUUUUUUUAAAAAGCAGAGGACACUGCAUCUCUAACUGUUGAGCAUCAUUAUUAAAUGACGUAACUGUAAAUGCUUUUAGCCGAUACCUCAGCUGUAUCUAGUGUUGUUUUUGUUUAUUUCUGGAUUUUUUUUAUUUUUUAUCUUUUUUUUUUUUUUUUUCUUCCCUGAUUUCAAAUCUUGUAAAUAAACCCUGUAUAGACGAUGAACUUGGAUCAAAUUCAAGUAAAGUUCUGUAGUGUCAAAACCA
Fundulus heteroclitus (mummichog) is the source of this 6715-nucleotide messenger RNA. It is a transcript of the gene skila, whose product is annotated as SKI-like proto-oncogene a. The record is from RefSeq and is a predicted model, not a curated record. The coding region runs from base 168 to 2507 and encodes 779 amino acids. The transcript is spliced from 7 exons. Gene Ontology annotation, cellular component: nucleus. Gene Ontology annotation, molecular function: RNA polymerase II cis-regulatory region sequence-specific DNA binding; DNA-binding transcription factor activity, RNA polymerase II-specific; SMAD binding. Lineage: Eukaryota; Metazoa; Chordata; Actinopteri; Cyprinodontiformes; Fundulidae. Gene Ontology annotation, biological process: negative regulation of BMP signaling pathway.